This is a messenger RNA of Cicer arietinum (chickpea), 728 nucleotides long. RefSeq names its product photosystem I reaction center subunit V, chloroplastic. Lineage: Eukaryota; Viridiplantae; Streptophyta; Magnoliopsida; Fabales; Fabaceae. Gene Ontology annotation, biological process: photosynthesis. Gene Ontology annotation, cellular component: chloroplast thylakoid membrane; photosystem I. The record is from RefSeq and is a predicted model, not a curated record.
UGGACCUAUUCCUCUAAUCUCUCAUUAUACUAACAAUUUCCAAAUUCCAAUCUUCACCAAAAAAAAAAAACAUGGCAGCCUCAGCCUCAUCCAUGAUAUCAACUCACACCUUAACCACCACAAUUCAAAAACACCAAACACAUAACCUUAAACCAUCAAAUUUAUGUUUCCAAGGUUUCAAACCUUUGACAAGGUCAACAAAAGUCAACACUACUUUCACACCAACAAAAAGAUUUUCAAGGGGUGUUGUAAGAGCUGAACUCAAUCCUUCACUUGUCAUAAGCCUAAGCACUGGCCUCUCCUUAUUUUUAGGAAGAUUUGUUUUUUUCAAUUUUCAAAGAGAAAAUGUUGCCAAACAAGGGUUACCUGAACAAAAUGGUGUGACACACUUUGAAGCUGGUGACAAACGUGCCAAGGAAUAUGUUAGCUUGCUUAAAUCAAAUGACCCUGUUGGUUUUAACCUUGUUGAUGUGUUGGCUUGGGGUUCUAUAGGUCAUAUUGUUGCUUAUUAUAUCUUAGCUACUUCUAGCAAUGGAUAUGAUCCUAGUUUCUUUGGUUGAUUUUUGUGUUGUUGUUGGUACUUUAUGUUCCUUUAAUUUCAAUUUUAUUAUUUCUUGUUAUAAGUAUGUAAUGUUAUGUAUAGUUUAUUUUUAUGAGAUAUCCAAUUAGUUUGGUACCUUGGAUUCAAUAUGUUAAUUUGGUUAAAUGGAAAAUUAAACUUCUCUAUA